AGCUGACAUUCACCGCCCACCCGACCCAACCGAAUUCAACUUGUCCCGCAGCGCGCUUUUUACAUUUCGAAUUUUUUCAUUUACAAUUUUUCGAUUACCCUAAUUGCUGUUAUUAGAAGUGUGUAAAAUUUAUGCAUCUGAAAAGUGAUAGAAAAUCGACGCAAAAUCGUGAAAAGUAAUCACAUGUCACCAAAGCGGAAGGCUUUGCUAGCUGCGCAAUUGUAAAGAAAAAGUUCAAGUAAAUCCUACACACCGUUGCCGGGCUUAAUUGUGGAAGAAAAACAAACAAAAUGACAAAUAUGCGCCCACCGCAGAAAUCCAAGCUGCUGAAGGUCGUCAUACUGGGCGAUGGGGGCGUGGGCAAGUCUGCCCUGCUCACCCGCUUCGUAUCGAACCGUUAUGAGGAGAACAACUUCCAUACGAUUGGCGUCGAGUUCAUGAACAAGGACAUCGUGGUCGACGGGGAGCGGUACACCCUGCAGAUAUGGGAUACGGCUGGACAGGAACGAUUUCGGGCACUGCGCACUCCCUUCUAUCGGGGAUCGGACAUUUGCCUGCUCUGCUAUGCCCUGGACGACCGGGACAGUCUGCGGGGAUUGGGUUUGUGGCGCAACGAGUUUCUUAACUAUGCCGACGUGGAGGCGGACAAGUUUCCCUUUAUUGUGGUGGGCAACAAGAGCGACAUCCAGCCACAUAAGCGACAGGUCAGCUACGAGAGUGUCCAGCAGUGGUGUGCGGAGCAACAGAUUGCCUCCCACAUAGAGACGUCCUCGAAGGCGGCGAUGAAUGUGAGCGACGCCUUUGUGCUCGGUCUGCGCCAGUGGAAGCACUUGGAGUGCGUGGCCGAGGCUGAGCUCCGCCACAAUGGCGACACCAUUGACUUGACACGACCCAUACGCCUCGUGCAACGGCGCCUCUGCUGCACAGGAGGUGGCGGCAUCAAUAAAGACGGUGAUGGGGAUGGCGACGGCGAUGACGCUGCCAUGCGCACCCCAUCCAAAAAACUGUUUGGACAGAAGCGCAGUGCACCAAAGGCGCCAGCUACCAAUUACCGACUGUGAGCAUUGAAGCUGUCAUGUCACGGGAAUUUACGCUUAAUUUAACCAAGCGGUUAAGGGUUCGCCUCAAGCUCAAUGACGAGCUCUGAACCACACGCUAUGCACAUUCCAAUACGGAGGAGACAAGGAGUAGACCAAAAAGUCAUGCGAUAUGACGUACAAUUUGUAUUGAUUAUGCCCAAGGAGUGCGAAUAACAUUCUAAAUGAAGUUAGAUACUCGUAAAAGAGAUGAAGAUUGUAUGAAGUAUUUGCAGUACAAUGAUCCACCACAAUGAUUUGUAUUAAAUAACACUCUGUUGAUA
Drosophila subobscura is the source of this 1360-nucleotide messenger RNA. RefSeq names its product ras-related protein Rab-9B (gene Rab9). The coding region runs from base 291 to 1061 and encodes 256 amino acids. Gene Ontology annotation, biological process: retrograde transport, endosome to Golgi. The transcript is spliced from 3 exons. Gene Ontology annotation, cellular component: phagocytic vesicle; lysosome; late endosome. The record is from RefSeq and is a predicted model, not a curated record. Gene Ontology annotation, molecular function: GTP binding; GTPase activity. NCBI's taxonomy places the organism in Eukaryota, Metazoa, Arthropoda, Insecta, Diptera, Drosophilidae.